CCGGACAACGUCACAUAUGGAUCCGCGCGGUUACUCAGUGCCAGCUGCCGCGGCCAACUUCUCAUGAUGCAUUGAUGGCAUGCUCCGAUUUUGAUUGACCAUCACUGAUCCUGCGAUUGUGACUUGUUGUCGACCACGCCCACGGACCACCCCGCUUUCGGUGCAGAUCUGUUCGCAUACUCUACUCGCACUACCGAAGACAUGCGAUUCAGUGUUCCUCGCUCGUCAUCGACCUCUCCGGGGAAACGGAGAACACCCCAACGGGCUCAACCAGCCCGCCGCAGCCAAUCCUCCUUCGGACUGGUCUCAUCCGACUCGGAAUCUGAACUCUCGGAUCCUGAAUCAGAUCCAGACUCAGUGGACUCGUUUCUCUAUGCCUCCGAGUCCGAGAUGCCCCAGCCACCCCUCCCCAUGUACGCGUUGGACACAUUCAUUCUGGGCCACAUCCAACACUCUUCACACAGAAAUUCCCGGACAGAGCAAAAGCGACACCGGAACAACAGCAGACAGAAGAUACCAUCGCUGCAAUACGACUUCGCACACGACAUCAUGACCCUUAUGAGGAAUGGGAGAAGCAGACGCGCAAGGAUGCGUUCGUGCCGUACAGCACGCAAGGAGCAGACUGCCCUACUGCAGCAGAACGCGGAUGAGCUGGAGAAGAGCAGGAUGGAGGAACUGAGACAACUAGACGCGCUGCACGCGAUGCAGAUGGCGGAAGUCCAGAAACAGCUCGAAUCUCUUAAAUUCCAGGCGCAGAAGGAAGAUGACCGGCUGCGGCAAGCGUGGAAGGAACGUGACAAGAUGUUGUGGGCCCGAAUCGAUUCCGUCAUUGCGAUGGAGGAGAACAAGGUCCGUACGCGGUUAGACGCUGAGCGCAAGGCGAAGGAGGAGCUGGAUAGGAAGAAACAGGAGGAGGAAAUGCGUAUGCGAGAAGCGGCGGAGAAGCAGCGUAAAGAGACUGAGGAGAGGAAGAAGCAGGCCGAGGACGAGGAGAAGAAACGCAAGGACGAGGAGCAAGUCCGUGCUCGGGAGGAGACAGAGAGGAGAACACGACUCAGUGCUGAAUCGUCAAGCAGGCAGGCCCUGGGCUUGACUGAUGCCGAAUCUGAAUGGAAGCAGGCUCGGGCAGUGUUAACUACCCUCAAGUCGGACUUCAUGAAACCGAUCAAAAGCGACAAGGCGAAGAGCACCGUUUGGGGGGAGUAUCGACGGAAGAUCACGCCCAAGAUCGGGCAAUUGACAAACGACCUCCAAGCCAUCACGCGAAUUACUGAUUUCAUUCAACAUCAAGUUCUCGCACCCCCACAACCAUUACCCCCAAUCCUUUACAAAGCGUUAUUGUCAUCAUUAUCGAAAGCCAUUCUUCUACAGGCCGAAACCGAAGUAACGGCCGAGAAGAAGGCAGCGAUCCCUCUCGCGCUGGCAUCCUUCAGGCUGUUGGAACAACUGGAGGCAUUCCCUGAAGUUUUCUUCGCACGGCUGUCCCACCGAUGUGGAAUCUGGUUGAUUCCAUGUCCCCUCCCAGAGAAAGACCACGACGGACGACCAUGGGCUGACAAAGUCGAGCGUCAGAAGAUGCAAGGCUUCCGACUGAGCUCAAGUGACGAUGCCGAGUCUUGGGAAAGCAUGCAGGAAUACUCUGACCGGAUAUCCGGGAUGAUGCGACUGUAUUUCCAUAUCAUCCGAAUUGUGCCGCAGAACAAGCCGCUGCACCCGUUAUUCCAGCUUCCGCGCUGUUGGCAGUGGCUCUCGAGGUUGUUAAACGAGCGGUCACUAUUGGAGUCGCCAGUGGCUGCGCAGCUGAUAUACACGCUUCUGGAUGUUAUGGGCUUGGACGCACUCCAGGUCUGGGGCCAGCAGUGGGCGAAGAUGCUCCAGCUCAUCUAUCAGGGCAUUACUGAAGGGUAUGCUCCUGGGAAACUGAUUGGCGGAACUUCUCCACUGGGCAUAGCCGCUCGGUCUCGUGUGCAGUCUGAGGUAGAGCGGAUCGUGGCCGGAAUCAAGUAGUCUGGCGGUUGAAAGCUUAUUCUUCUUGUACUUGCUCUCGUCAUCUAUUGCAUCUAUUCGGAAUUGUCCAGUUUGAAUCAGAUUUCGCUCCAAAUGAGUGACAAGCGAACCGUGAAUACGAUCGAUUCGAUUAGCUACAGUCAGUAACCCGCGACAAAUUCGAUCCCCCUAGUCGAAACAAAUCCAGUCGCCUGUUCCGCAUUCCUAUCCACAAACACAAGCUCCAGAUUCAGCCCGAUGUCGACAAGGUCCUGCAGCGAAGUGAACAUGUCGGAUCGCGGCAACCGGGUGAAUGUAGUUUUCACGCGACGCAGAGUGGGACUCCUGCUCCUGAUCAAUUGGCAAAAUGACGAGUCAGACAGCGAGCAUUUCGACACCGUCAGGUCUCUGAGCAAGGGGCAUAGCUCGGGGUGCCAUUCGAGGAUGGAGAUCGAGGUCCCAAUGACGAGAUGCGUGGUCUUUGGAAACUGCGUGAGGAGAUCCAAAGUGACGUUUUCGUUGAUCCUGUAGUCCUGCACCACCAAGGUGAAGGAAUCGGGAGGGAUGGCGGUCCGCAGGACUUCGUACCAGGAAUCACGGGUGUUGUGCCGAACUUGCAGGUAAGCUAGCCGGGGCGCAUUGAUGUGUUUAAGAAACUCGGGGAAGUUGAUAUGGUAGCAUAGGUGGAGUAGAACCAGAUUCGGCAGACCAACGGCUUCCUUCGAGCCUAUGAAUGCCUCGUCGACGGUCGCCCUGACACUGCAUCGAACGAGAUUGGAACAUAGGCGGAGCAGACUCAAAAUCUGGUUUUGGUUCAGUCCCGAGUCCGCAGAAACAUCGUUGCGCUCGCUUCUGAAGCAGGAGAUAUUCAGCUCUGUCAGUGAAGCCCAGGGCAAUGAGAGGGUCGGGGCAGGUUGUGCCAUGGUCACAUAUAGCGACACAGUGUGCAAUCGGGGGGCGGCGAACAUGUGGAGGUCCCAUGCCACUAGCAAUCCCGGGCUCCCAGGACAGUGUAUCGCAACAUCCUCGAGAAGAGGAAACGCACUGGCGCCCAGUGCAAGAAUCGGGGCAAGUUCUUCGGUGAACGCACAAAGGUGAAGCUGUCGCAUACGACGAGUAAAUGGGAGCAGCGCGAGGAUGGUCUUGGAACCUUCUAACGGGUUGCUGAGCGAGGUCUGGUACGGGACAGUCGUCACAGAUAUGUCCAACGGAAGCAUGCCCGACCUCGUCAGCCAUAUGUGGACCAGCGGUGCCAGCGCAACGUCGUACGACUGCGUGACAUGGGAAAUAGGGAUGUGCACUGACGUCCAGAGACGAGGGGUCUGGCGUGAUACGUCUCGCCAAUGCUUGCACACGCGCCCGAGGAGCAGCGGGGCAUGAGCGGGGUCGAUCAACGCGUUGUGUAUGGUCGGCAGACACGCAACGAAGACGAGCUGCAUUAUUUCGAUUGGAAGGCGUCGGAAAGGGGAUAUCAGUGCUCUAUGAGCGUCUGCGAAGGACUUCAAGGGUUGUAUCUCAGUUUGUAGCUGAAGAAUCCUCUCCUGCAGUUUCUCGAUCUCUGCCAUGUUCCUUGACAUCACAGCCUCGGGAACGGCCAAAAGACCGUGUAUUGCAUCGAUUUCUCCAUCUGAAGGAACAUAGUUUGUGCCCAGUCGAGAGAGAAACGGCGAGUUGGUGACUGCCAUUGGUCAAGCAGGGUACAUGAUCUGAGGCCAGCUCCAGCACGAUGAUUGAUUGCAUCACCAAGUUCCCUUCUCUGAGCAUCAUCUUUCGGUCGCAGGACUCAGAGUACUCGUGCACGGCCCACAAGUCCCCGCUCUCAAUCGAACUGGAGAAUGAAGACCUAGGUUUUUCUCUAGUCGAGCCAAUAGUCGCACUGUCCUAUUGCAAAUCCCAACGGUCUUGACCGAUUCGGACUUAGCCUACGAGAGAGUCCACACCUUUACGUCUCGGCCUCAAGGCAUCGUACUCCACAGGACGUCUUACCCUCGAAACUGCAUAUGUGGGCCCUCAGUUGGCAUCGGUGUGGGGCCUGGCAGACUCGACAGCGGGUGGCGUAUUAAAACCUUUGGCAACUCCGGUUUGAAACUAGCCACUGUUGGCCACCUCCCGCGAAGUGUGACUUGGUCCAACUGACGCGGUGCCUAUAGAAAACCAAUGAUACAUAGUGGCGAAGAUCUUCCCGAUUCAGUAACAUCCUUGGGCAUGCUCCAACUCCUCUUUGGAUUAUAUUUCCGUUGGAGACGGUCAGCUUGGCUCCAACUGUCCCUGGUCUCUGGAUUUGUGCGCAGAGUUUCCCUGCGAGGACAUAUGCAACCCGCACCUGUCGGUAUUCUGGGCAAGGUGUAUAAUACAUAAGGAGGGAAGAGAGGGCCAUGUCGAAAGCAUCCAACUGCACAUCCAACUGAAUCGGCUAUGCACUUCUCUCUCUUUGUUACCCUCGCCUCCAGCGUCGGCGCUGCUUUCGCUGCGCCCACUGUUUAGCCAGUCGACAAGGGUCAAUUCCACCAGCACCACAGUCACCAGCACCGGCCUCAGCGCCCAAGCGUCAAACAUCGUGUCCCAACUCGUGAAGCUCAACGAGCUCAACGCCCAAGUCGCGGCCUCCGGCUCCUCGUCCGCCAUUAACAGCGCAGUGCUUAAUAUGAACGGGAUCAUCGACAAACUGGUCCCCGCUAGUUCAAGUGGGCUGCUCGGCGGGUUACUCGGCGGAGGCAGCGGUGGACUCUUGGGUGGUCUUGGUAGCAUUCUCAGCGGGAACGGAGGCCUUCUCGGGGGGCUUUCGAGCGGCGAUCCUAUCGGCGGCUUGCUCAGUGGUGUUCUGGGAGGCAACGGAGGUGGUCUGCUCGGUGGACUUUUGGGCGGAGGUGGUCUGCUCGGCGGUCUGCUCGGCGGCGGGAAUGGGGGCUUGCUCGGCGGGAUUCUAGGUGGUGGUGGAAACGGCGGCCUCUUGUCGGACGUGACGGGACUGCUGGGCCAGUUCUCCAAUCUCAAUUCGCUCUGCAGUACGGAACUGCUUGGAAAUGUUCUCGAAACUGUGCAGGAGCUAGUUCAGUCGUUGAACGGUGCUCUCGGAGAUGCGCAGAGCUGCGGGGGCCAGUGCUUCAACGCGGAUCUCAAGACGGACCUCGCAGGGAUCCUCCAAGCGAAUCUCCCCAAGCUGGCUCCAGUCGCUCUUUAUUGUCAGAUAUAUUCUCUCUUCCGAUUUCAACUUGACCAACGAUUUUCUAG
This is a messenger RNA of Mycena citricolor, 5217 nucleotides long. The record is from the annotation of a GenBank genome assembly. Lineage: Eukaryota; Fungi; Basidiomycota; Agaricomycetes; Agaricales; Mycenaceae.